GUGCCAGCCAGGACCAUGUGUACCAGCUUGACUGUUUGUGAGUGGAAGAAAGUCUUCUAUGAGAAGAUGGAGGUGGCAAAGCCGAACGACAGCUGGGAGCUCAUCAUGGACCCCAAACUCAAGCCCAAUGAACCAGACCCUGGCUGGAAGCAGUACCUGGAGCAGCAUGCCUCAGGCAGGUUCCACUGCUCCUGGUGCUGGCACACCUGGCAGUCCGCCCACGUGGUCAUCCUAUUCCACAUGCACCUGGACCGCGCCCAGCGGAUGGGCUCCGUGCGCAUGCGCGUCUUCAAGCAGCUGUGCUACGAGUGCGGCACGGCGCACCUGGACGAGUCGAGCAUGCUGGAGGAGAACAUCGAGGGCCUGGUGGACAACCUCAUCGCCAGCUUGCUCGAGCAGUGCUAUGACGAGCGCGGUGGCCAGUACCGCAUCCACGUGGCCAGCCGCCCAGAUCGCGGGCAGCACCGCGGCGAGUUCUGCGAGGCCUGCCAGGAGGGCAUCGUGCACUGGAAGCCCAGCGAGAAGCUGCUGGAGGAGGAGGCCGCCACCUACCCCUUCUCCGGUGCCUCUGAGCCGAAGGCCCAGGAGGGCUCUGGUUACAACUUCUUCUCGCUUCGCUGGUGCCUCUUCUGGGCCUUCCUCUGCGUGCUCAUUGUCUACCUGCAGUUCUCCUUUCGCACCUCUGUCUUUCUCUAG
Trichechus manatus latirostris (Florida manatee) is the source of this 696-nucleotide messenger RNA. RefSeq names its product receptor transporter protein 2 (gene RTP2). The transcript is spliced from 2 exons. The coding region runs from base 16 to 696 and encodes 226 amino acids. Gene Ontology annotation, cellular component: cell surface. Gene Ontology annotation, biological process: protein targeting to membrane; detection of chemical stimulus involved in sensory perception of bitter taste; protein insertion into membrane. The record is from RefSeq and is a predicted model, not a curated record. Gene Ontology annotation, molecular function: olfactory receptor binding. NCBI's taxonomy places the organism in Eukaryota, Metazoa, Chordata, Mammalia, Sirenia, Trichechidae.